Molecule: messenger RNA, 3756 nt
Organism: Melanotaenia boesemani (Boeseman's rainbowfish)
Lineage: Eukaryota; Metazoa; Chordata; Actinopteri; Atheriniformes; Melanotaeniidae
Exons: 6
Coding region: 103-1233 (376 amino acids)
Source: RefSeq, a predicted model, not a curated record
CGGAAGAUAGAGAAGCAAACAGCUACUGUUUAUUUUGACUAUCAACCCCCAGAACUGGGACAGCCAAACUGUAAAAAGAAGAAGGGGAGGGAAAAAAAGACCAUGGCGAAUUCAAAACCCCUUCAUUUUUGGAGUGACGAAGAGACUGAAUUUAUGCUGUAUCAGCUGAGAGACUUGAAUAUUUGGAAAUACAUGGAUGGUAGGAAAACAAGGAAUGGCCGCCUGUUUAAAAAAGUGGCAGAACAAAUGGAGGACGCUGGAUUUAAAAGGUCACCCGAACAAGUCCGUGUUCGUUGGAAGCAUCUGAAGCAGGCUUACUACAACGCCAAAAAGAACAACCAAACAAGUGGUUACAAUCCAGUUUCUUGCACAUAUUCUGAAAUACUGGAGGAGCUGCUGGGAAGCCAGCCAUUGUACCAGUCCACAGAGCAUGGUGUGGACAUUGAGUUAAUUCCUUCUGUCUCUGACAGUGUCCUGGAAGUGGGGGAUCUGGAGGGGGCAGUACAGGCAGAGUCACCAGAGACAGUACAGGAGUUUGAUGGGAACUCAUCCGAAUCAUCAGAGAAAAUUUACACUCCACAAAUGAAGAAGAAUAGUGCUCCUCUGUUGGAGAGGGCGACCAGCACUCCUCCCUUGGAUUUACCUGCCCUUUCUGGUGAGACAGCAAAGACACCAUCAGAGAGGAAGAGGCGUCGUAAAUCCGAUGUUGAACUGCUCAUCCAUAGGAUGCAGCAGAUGCAGAAGACCUGGAUGGAACAGAUUCAGCGAAGCCAUGAGAGGGAAGAGCGUUUGGUGAGCAGCAUUCUGCAAAGCAAUGAAACUGUGGUGUCUGCACUGAUGGAAGGCAUCCGCAGCCUGCGUUCCCCAAUGCCACCAAAUUCCCCACAGGCAACUGAGGAUAACGGAAACACAUCUCAUAUUUCACCCGUGGUACGACAUUUGACCUCACAGACGGACUCUGAAGCAAAUACAUUAGUCAACAAACAGCAGAAUAAUGUCACCAGCACAGGUUUGCUUUGUUAUUUUGAAGCUACUCAGACAAAAGUGGCCAGCAGUGAAUGUGGUGUUUCCACCCUCACCUUCCCUCUGGACAGUCCACAACUGUUCCUUUACCCAACAACAGUAGUAAAGCAGCCAUCAAAGAGACCUCGACUUAGCCUUAAAGAGGAGGAAGGAGGCUCCACAGAAUGCAGCUCCUCUAAGGUGGUUCUGGAACCAGAAGAUUCAGCAUGACCGUCCACUGCUUUGAGGAGUUUCUGCUUGUCUGGAAAUCUUUAUACAAUUAGUGGUUGACAUGUUAGAAAUGGAACCACCAGCUGCGCUGAAGACUUUGGUUAUUGUGGUAUGAAAGUGCCAAAGUUCAACCUCCCUGAACAACUAUAACCCUGUUCAAGACUGAAAUCCUACUUCCUCCUGAUUUCCUUUUAACAAGUUGUAACCUGACAUAUUAACUGACCUGGUAUUCCUGCCUGCAUCCAUGGUGAGAUGUCUGUCCCUUCACUGUUGGUUUCCAGUUUGGUGGUGUUAAUGGGAGCCAGAAGUUUGACUACCUCUUGCAUCACCUGUUGAUAUGGAGUUACAGACACAGUUAAAUGCUGUAUUAUUUACUGAAUGUAGUUACAAUUCCAAGAUACGUUAUCCAUUCUUGAACUAGAAUGCCAUUGUAUGGCAGAUUCCAAACAUCCCAUGUCCAGGUAAAACAUUGCAAUGCUACAUCAUCAUAAAAUAUACAACAGUAAAGCUUUGGUUUUUCUCUAAUGUGGUGGCUCGUUGCAGAGAUUCUCUCCUUAAAAAAAUGUAACUUUCACUUGGAUUAAUUUUUGUCACCUUGCAGAAUAAUCGGUGUCUUUUAAUGUUGUAAAAAUAUUUAUCAUUUAUAGUUUCACAGUUUGGCCUUUAAACUCACCUUUCGUGCCGCAUCGCUGCCAGUGAACUGCAGAGCGACAGGGGUGAAUGUCCCCAUGUCAGACUCCAUAACGAGGUCAAAGUUGGACAUGUUCACCUGAUUAGAAAGAGAGAGGACAGUCAGAACAGGGUUAGAACAAAUAAAAAGGUAAAAGAUCAAGUGAAGACACUCAAGUGCUCACUAGGGGUCGCUAAAACAGCUGCCUUAGCUAACUGAGGCCAUUUUAAUUCUAUUUAUACAUCACAACUAAUAACUGGAUCAACCCACAAGGUACGUUGGUGGAAGCAUACUUUUUUAUGCACAAGAAAGCACCAACACUGUACCUCUGGUUUUGGAAAUGUAGUUUAUUAUGGGUCAGAGCCUGGUCGGCAGCCAAACCUCUAAAGAAGGAAACUGUAGACUGGAUUGUUGCAUAUAUCCUUUGCACAGAGAAAAAUCUGGGAGCUAGCCAAGGCCUCUCCAGUUUGUUGAAAGCAGAUUUCUACACUCCUACACCAUCCUUUCACAAUGCCCUGACCUUAUUAACAGUCAGUAUAUUUGCUUUACAGGUUUCACAGUGGGUGUUCUAGUAACUGCCACAGUAACAUGCUGCUGUAGUACCUUAUGAAGAUUAAAGUACUGCUGUGCCCCGACUCCACCCUGCUCCUCAGCUGUCCACAGCACUGUUCGCAAAGUUCUCCUUGGUCGCAAACCUACAAGCAGGUGAAGUCGCAAAUGAACAUGGCAGCAAUACAAAUGAAGAGCAUAAAAACAAAAUUAAAGCCCAAUAAUACUUCUGAAGCUCUUCAGAUUUUGUAAUAACAAAAAUUAUCCCACGUUUUAAAAGUAUUUCAUCUGAACUGUCUGACUUCUUAUUCAGCUACAUUCUGUUAUUCCCAGGAAUAUUGUACUCUAUAUUUGGAAAAGUUUCCAAAUGAUCCGUAUCCCUGUUCAUCUAAAACCAGAUGUAUGACUGUUUGGACAUAGAAGACAGCAAGUGAUUAAGAAAUCAGGCUGUAGAAAUAAUUUGUGUUUUCCUGUAAACAAGUUGAAAAUAGUAGAUGAAACUCCUUAUUAAUGUUGACAUGAGCACCACAUGUUUCCAAAAUGGUAGGGAACAAGAGGAAAGCAGCAUGGCAUUGCUCCAGAACAUUUCUGACAUAUUUGUACAUUGUUGAACCCACUAAUGUUCUGGAAAUAUUACUUGUGAGCUGGCUGGAAAGUAUUUGCAAGACGUCUAGAGCAAAUGUUAUGGGCAUCUCCUGAACAUCUCAAGGACAUUUCUGGACUCCAGUGGGCCUUUGAAAAUGGCUUGAGUGUCCAAUUUGAGCUCAAAUGUUCCUAGUUUAGGUUUCCAAGUCAGUCAAUAUUGAAUGUGAGAUCAUUUUCAUAAGCUGUUGGUUGGUGACAAUAAAACAGCAGCAGCAUAUUAUUAGUAAUUGGCUAAUUCUAAAGAAGAAGAGCAUGUAGAGCAUUGACCAUUGUUCUGGGGACUGGGAGAGUUUUCUUCUUUCCCAGAGCCAAAUAUUACCAGAGGAGAAGUAUAGAUGAUGGCUCCAAGGUUGAAACAACUGCAUUCAUUAAAAAAGCUCAGUAAUAUUGUUCAGCUUUGCAGCUGAAUAUUUGCACUGUUUGAGUCCCUUUUCAAAUUACAUGACAAUUCUUAUGAAAGAUCAAACCACAGAAGUUUUUGUGGAUAGGUUUCUGUUGAUCCCAGGGAUAUAUUCAUAUUCACGUUUCCAAGGAGACAGAUCCCUGUUCAGCAUCAUUGUUGCAGGGAUGGAUGUUUAAUAAUUUUUGUUACCAGUAAUCCUCUCAGCUCAGUGAUGCACAUUAAAACUGGCUUUUCUUUUUUUUUUUUUUUUUUUUUU